UACAAUUGAGUACUCGGGUCUCUUGUUAUAUCGGGUUUCGGGUCCAAACCCGAUAAUCUAAAAGACCAGCAGCGCUAAGGACACCGGCUUUCGGGUUUCCACUUUCCAUAUCGAAGUCGAAGCCGCCAUUGCUCGCAGUCUACUCCCUGGUCCUUGAUGGCGGAGGAGAAAUGGCGGAUGAUCCGCCCCUUCUUCUUCAUCCUCGCGCUUCAUUGCCUCGCUGUCUUCCUCUACACCCGUGGCUUUCUCCUCACACGCACGGAGCUCUCCUCCUUUAGCCGAUGCUCGGAUGAUCACCCAUGCUCAGCUCCCCUCAACUCCACCGCCCAUUCUGAUCCCUUUCAACGUCCAGAUCGAGAUCAUGAUCAGUGGUGCUGGACCAGGCCGGCAGUUGACCGGAUUGUCAUCAUUGUCCUCGACGCACUCCGCUACGACUUCCUCUCGCCGAGCACUUUCUUCAAAGAGAAGAAACCAUGGAUGGACAAGUUGACAGUGCUGCAGAGGUUGGCCGCCAAGGAACCAUUAUCCGCUAGAAUUUUUAAGGCCAUUGCGGAUCCUCCGACGACUAGCUUGCAGCGUCUCAAGGGUUUGACUACUGGUGGGCUUCCAACCUUUAUUGAUGUGGGAAACAGUUUUGGAGCUCCAGCAAUUGUUGAAGAUAACUUGAUACAUCAGAUGGCUCAAAAUGGAAAGAGAGUGUUGAUGAUGGGUGAUGACACAUGGUUGCAGUUGUUUCCUAAUCAUUUCAAAACAGCGUACCCUUACCCUUCCUUUAAUGUUAAAGAUCUGGAUACGGUGGAUAAUGGUGUCGUCAAACACUUGUUUCCAUCAUUAUACCAGGAUGACUGGGAUGUCCUUAUUGCUCAUUUUCUUGGUGUGGAUCAUGCAGGACAUAUAUUUGGUGUUGAUUCAAUGCCAAUGGUACAAAAAUUGGAGCAAUAUAACUCUAUUCUAGAGAGAGUUGUUGAGGUUCUCAAGAACCAGUCUGGACCUGGUGGGCUGCAUGAGAAUACUUUACUUAUUGUCAUGGGGGAUCAUGGCCAAACCUUAAAUGGAGAUCAUGGAGGAGGAACUGCAGAAGAGGUUGAAACAUCACUAUUUGCAAUGAGUUUGAGGAGUCCUCCACCUUCUGUAUCAUCUAUCCUUGAUCACAGCACUUGCAAACUGGAUUUGGAAGGAGAAAUGAUAUGCACAAGCUCCAUGCAACAGCUUGAUUUUGCAACAACUUUGGCAGCACUUCUUGGUAUACCCUUUCCUUUUGGAAGUAUUGGGUGUGUUAAUCCAGAGCUUUAUGCCUUGAGUGGUGGUACAUGGGAUGGACAAUGGACUAAAAAUAGAAAUCAAGAGUACUGUUCAGAUUUGGAAGAAUGGAUGCAAACCUAUACAAAUGUUCUCUGCAUAAAUUCUUGGCAGGUAAACAGAUACAUUGACAUGUAUACUUCAACUGCAGUUAUUGGACUUCCUUCUGAAGACUUGCGCCAUCUCAGAGAAUUAUAUACUCAAGCACAGACUAACUUGCAAAAUUCCAUUAGUUCGACAUGCUCUGAGUCAACCCUUCAAAGGCAAAUUGAUGCUUAUUCUGAUUAUUUAGGAAGUGUGGCAAAGCUUGCUCGAUCUGCAUGGACUGAAUUUAAUUUAAUCUUGAUGUUUGCUGGUCUCUGUGUGAUGAUACUGUCCAUUUUCGUCCAGAUUUUCUUUAUCCUAAGAGUAAACAAUCUACUUGAGUUAAACUAUCUGGUGUCAGGUAUUACUUCCAGUCCUUUCAGGCUAGCAUCUGCUCUAGCUUUGGUGGUGAUCCGAGCAGCAAGUUUCCUUUCAAACAGCUACAUAUUGGAAGAAGGGAGAGUGGGAUGUUUCCUUUUGGGCACAACUGGUAUACUUAACCUGUGGUCUUCAAUCAGGAGAGGGAAAUUGACAAUAGAAGAACCUGCAUUUCUUUUUCUGAAUAUUAUUCUGAGGUUUGGGAUUAUGAUUGGCCAGUCAAAGAAGAAUGUUGGUUCAACUUCUAUGGAUGCACACCUAUAUGCUUUUAAUAUUUCAUUGGAUGUCAGAAAGCAAUUUUUAGCAAUUCCCAUGGCGCUUCAAGAUUUGGGGAAGAAUUUUGCCCCCCGUAUAAUCUAUGCCAUCGGAUUUGGGCUUCUAACUUUAAUAAUGCUUUGUAAAAAUCUAAACCAGAAGGAGCAGCCUUCAUCUCCAGCUGAACAAACCACUACUGCAACAGUAGCCAUGCUUUGUGCUUGGAGUCCUACUGUCCUAAUUCUUUUAGGAAGUCAAGGUCCACCUGUGGCUUUAAUAUAUUUAUUCGGAGCAUGGUGCAUAAUAAGGUCGCAUAGGGGAGUUCAGAUGGAAGCUCAAAGCCAGAAGGAAGUCCUAGUCAAUGACCCCAUUUCUAUCACACAAUGGAGCCUUUUGGGUGUGUGCCUUUUCUUUUAUACAGGUCACUGGUGCACAUUUGAUGGUCUUCGAUAUGGAGCUGCUUUUGUUGGAUUUGAUGAAUUUAACAUAGUCCGCCAAGGUCUUCUUCUUGCAAUCGACACUUUUGGUGUGCUUCACAUCAUUCCGGUCAUGAGCCUUCCACUACUUGUAACGCUUAAGCAUUGUUACUCCAAGCACAGCCAAGUAAAGGCAGUUCUUUUCUUAGUCCUGACUCAGCUGUUCUUGAGUUAUGGUUUAAUCACAGCAGUGACAACUACAUUUACAAUAGUGUGUGUUACAAUUCAGAGGCGACAUUUGAUGGUGUGGGGAUUAUUUGCACCAAAAUACGUUUUUGAAGUCCUGGGCCUGCUUCUGACGGACAUCUUAAUUUGCCUGGCUUCUCUCUGCUACUACUGAUGAGAUAAUAUGCGCAUGUGAAGCUAAAAAGAUGAUUGAGGGGAAGAGCAUCAUUGCAGAGUAAGGGAAAGAUGAAAGGCGUCGUCUUGUUUGCCAGAUGAUGAAGAUAUGAACAUCAGAAGACGGUUAUGUCGGCAAGGUGGUGAUAAGAGAGGAAUAGAGUCCAUGUGGACUAGUGGAUGUGGUCUGUUGCUCUUCAGCCAAA
This is a messenger RNA of Dioscorea cayenensis subsp. rotundata (Guinea yam), 3037 nucleotides long. RefSeq names its product GPI ethanolamine phosphate transferase 3-like. The record is from RefSeq and is a predicted model, not a curated record. Gene Ontology annotation, cellular component: endoplasmic reticulum membrane. Gene Ontology annotation, biological process: GPI anchor biosynthetic process. Gene Ontology annotation, molecular function: mannose-ethanolamine phosphotransferase activity. Lineage: Eukaryota; Viridiplantae; Streptophyta; Magnoliopsida; Dioscoreales; Dioscoreaceae.